GACGUGGCGCUGAGGCUGAUGCUGCCAACUUGGGUCCUGAGACUUCCACAGUGUUGGAUGGCACUGGUGCCGGCAUGGGAGAUGUUGCUGGUCCUCCGGCAGGUGCUGAAGUGGGUGAUGGAACCGUACCUUUGGCAGAUGGAUCUGUGCCACCAGGAGGAACAAUGCCAGAAGGAACUCCAGGAGACGUGAAUGCUCCGUUUCCACCGGUUCCUCCAGUGAUCACCCCACAUGGUGAUGUGAACGCUGCUGAAGUCUUGGCUGUGAGUACGGAAUUGGCUCGGAAGAUCUUAGAGUGUUCCAACAGGCUUGCAAAUGUAACUGAAGAGCUUGCCAUCACCAUGGAGCAUUUCACCCAAGGAAAAAUGGAAAUAAAGAAAGGAUUUGAAGAAUUGAGUGUCCAGAUCCAGAAUCAAGCGACCUGCAUAACAACGAUGACAUCAGGAGUGUCGUUCCAGGCUGGAGAAACGACCAAGCUUCUCAAAGCUUUCGACCGGUGGGCUGCCACUGGUCGUUGGGCUCUAGCUGGCAACCAGUCAGUGGAAGCCAACAUAAAGGGAGUCCAAAGUGAAGUAGAGAAGCAAACAAAGAUGUUGGAGACCAACCUCAGUCAUGGAUUUGAUAGCAUUGGAAGGUAUCUUCGAGAGAUGGUUCCGAAUCGUUGGGGUGCAGUGCAGAGUGCCUUGAGGAAGCGGCUGUCAGCCAUCUGUGGCGCCGGCAAGGAGUUACAGCUGAGGCUACACGGCGUAGGACGUGGCGCUGAGGCUGAUGCUGCCAACUUGGGUCCUGAGACUUCCACAGUGUUGGAUGGCACUGGUGCCGGCAUGGGAGAUGUUGCUGGUCCUCCGGCAGGUGCUGAAGUGGGUGAUGGAACCGUACCUUUGGCAGAUGGAUCUGUGCCACCAGGAGGAACAAUGCCAGAAGGAACUCCAGGAGACGUGAAUGCUCCGUUUCCACCGGUUCCUCCAGUGAUCACCCCACAUGGUGAUGUGAACGCUGCUGAAGUCUUGGCUGUGAGUACGGAAUUGGCUCGGAAGAUCUUAGAGUGUUCCAAUAGGCUUGCAAAUGUAACUGAAGAGCUUGCCAUCACCAUGGAGCAUUUCACCCAAGGAAAAAUGGAAAUAAAGAAAGGAUUUGAAGAAUUGAGUGUCCAGAUCCAGAAUCAAGCGACCUGCGUAACAACGAUGACAUCAGGAGUGUCGUUUCAGGCUGGAGAAACGACCAAGCUUCUCAAAGCUUUCGACCGGUGGGCUGCCACUGGUCGUUGGGCUCUAGCUGGCAACCAGUCAGUGGAAGCCAACAUAAAGGGAGUCCAAAGUGAAGUAGAGAAGCAAACAAAGAUGUUGGAGACCAACCUCAGUCAUGGAUUUGAUAGCAUUGGAAGGCAUCUUCGAGAGAUGGUGAGACUCCUAGAGGAGCGAGCUCAGAAUGCUGCAGUUCCAGCUGCGGUGGGAGGAACUGGAACUCCUAUCACACCUGGAGGGAUCAGUACAUCUGGAAUCACCAUACCGCCCAUGGCUGGAAGUCUGAGAGGAUCAACAACCCCCGGGCAUGCCGUGGGAGAUGCAGGAACUCCUCUCACACCAGGAACCGUCAGUGCCCCUGGAACUACUGGGCCUGCUGGGACUGCAAAUCCGGGAGGAUUAACAUCACCCGGACCUGCCCCUGCCCCAGCAGUUCCACCACUUCCGGCAGAGCCAGUGUCACUCUUUAUGGCGUUCUGUCCGGAACAGCCGAACGGGCCGAGACCAAAUACUCCCCUUCCGAUCCCAACACCGUGCCAGCGUGUGGGCAUCGUUACCAGAGAUGCGGGAACGGGUGUACAGAGGACAUUGUCACCGACGGCAUACCGUCCUGAACAAACCAGCGGAAUCACCAGUCUCUAG
Messenger RNA from Cladocopium goreaui, 1886 nucleotides. The record is from the annotation of a GenBank genome assembly. NCBI's taxonomy places the organism in Eukaryota, Dinophyceae, Suessiales, Symbiodiniaceae.